GGCGGGAUGAGCCCCAGGAUAUCCUCCGUGAGCAAGCCACAUCGUCCUCCUUCUGGGCUUUCAGGCGCUUGGGGCUGCCGGGCUCUCCCGAAGGCCACGCAGAGCUCUGAGCUGGUCGGCUGGAGGGGGCCACAUGGCCGGGCUCCCGGAGGCAGCUGCGCUUGCUGGGACACCCUUCCGACGUGCUGCUCCAGUUGUACUUGACCUUGCGCCUCUCGGACGCCAUGGGCACCUGCAAGUUCUCAAGGUUUCAGAGAUGCCGAACCGUGUGGGAGAAGUCAAAACGAUUCAAAAUUUACUAAAGGCUUCCGUUGGUUCCCAAGCCCACAACGUGCUUCUGAGCUCACCCACCGCUUCACUUUGUACAGCGCUACUUCGGAGAUGCCUAAGCGCUUCCGGGGCUACAAAGCGCUUUGAUCAGUUUGCAAUAUAAAGCCCUUCAGAACUGCCAAAGCGCUUCAAGGUCCACACAUGGCUGCCGCACCAGCAGCCCAGGGGCCGGCGCUUAGCCCGGAGGCCAGGGCCAGACCCGGCGCCGCAGCCCGCCCAGCUCUCGCGGCCCGAGCAGCCCCGGGCCGGAAGGGGCCCGAGCUGCCCCUCGGGAGCUGGCUGCGCCCCCGUCUGCCGGCUCAGGACGGCCUGCCGGGCUGCCGCCGCUGUACCGCAGGGCAACUCGCCGCCGACCCCAGCCCUACAACCCUCCCGCCGGGCCCCCGCCUGAGCUGCGACCACCCCGGCCUCCUCGGCGUCCGCCGUCCGGAACCAGCCCUGCGGCCCGCAGGCCGGAGAGCGGUGGGGGCGGGACCUGCGCCGAACGGAAGGCGCCCAUUGCUCUACCCGCCAAGGGGCGGGACUCCGAGAGAGAUAGAGCCCGCCUUUUGGCCAAGAGGCUUGGAGGCGGGACGGAAGCCUUAGGAAACUCGUCCAUUGGUCAGAAGCCAGAUAGGGCGGAGCCGCUCACGUGGGCUAGAACAGCGGGAAGCUGAGGCGAGCAAGAGGUGCAGGCGGGCGGCGUCUGCGGAUGCGCCUCAUCCUGAGGCUGCUGGCCUCAGCGCCCGCACCUGUGCCGGAGCCUUUCAGACCUGGAUUCGCUCAUCGAACCCACGCUAAACCGUGCGUGCUGAGCCUUACGACCCCACAUUAUAAGCAGAAAACUGUGGCUCAGAGAGACCAAGUGAGACACCCAGAAAGGGGAAGAAUUAGAAGGCACC
Saimiri boliviensis boliviensis (Bolivian squirrel monkey) is the source of this 1211-nucleotide messenger RNA. NCBI's taxonomy places the organism in Eukaryota, Metazoa, Chordata, Mammalia, Primates, Cebidae. The record is from RefSeq and is a predicted model, not a curated record.